UUGUCGUACUGUUUUCGACCAAAAGAACGCAAUAUAAUAAUGGAUUACUUUCAAACGAUAUGCCGAAUCUGCCAGGCGCAGGAGAAUUUGUGUGAUUUGACGAAUAAACUAAACGAAUGUGUCGCGGAAAAGUUGUCCUCACUGACCACGAUCCGGAUCCAGCAAGAGGACGUACUACCCCGCUGCAUCUGUGUAGAGUGCGUCAACACGCUCAACCUGGCCUACGACUUUCUGCUGCGAUGUGAAGCGGCCGAGCAGAAGUUACAAGACGAGAUUCAGCUACAACAGAUGGAAGCCGAUAAAGACUCUCUGGAAGUAGAAGAUCAGAAACCUCUGAUCGAAACGGUCGAGUAUCUAGUAGAUAUAGUCGAUGUAGACGUACCGGUUAAGGGUAACUCUAACCAGGAUCUAGAUGAGAUCAAAUUAACAGAUUCCGUGAAUCCAACUGAGAUAUCCGAGGAGGCAAAUCAACCGGAAGAGCAACUGGACGGUUCUAUUCCGGUGUCGUAUGCCAUAGAGGAAUUUCUGGAAGAAAAUGAAGAGGACAUUGUGGAGGAAGAGGACGUGGUUAGUGUGUUGUUCGAUGACUCGCAGAAUCCGUCGGUGUUGGAAGCGGCGAACACCGGCGAGAAGAGAUUUUUUUGCGAUACUUGUGGGGCGGGAUUCGAAAAAUGUCCCGAUCUUUACAAGCAUCUCAAGGAACACGGGAAAGAGCGGUUUCAGUGUAAGGAGUGCGAUCGUUGGUUUUCACGUCGGGCUCACCUCCAGAGCCACGAAGUUAUUCAUACCAAAGAGAGGAACUUUAACUGCCAGAGCUGUUCGAAUUCGUACACGAGCAGCCGGAAUCUGCGGAGGCACGUUAAGAGUGCUCAUUUGGGAGAGAAACCGUUCGUGUGUGAUUUGUGUGGGAAGGAAUUUUCACAGAAAACGGUUCUGGAGGCGCAUCACAGCACCCACGUCCAGGAGCGGAACUUCUGCUGUGAGAUCUGUCGAAAAUGGUUUAAAUCCAGCAAGUUGCUUAAGCUGCACGAGUUGAGACAUGUGAAAAGUGAACUACCGAGGCAGGUAACGGAACCGGUUGAGUGCGACGUUUGUCACAAACUGUACUCGAGCAAGAUUUCUCUGCGGAGUCACAAACAGAUCCACUCCGAUGCGAAGAUUCUGUGCACUUUCUGCGACAAGAGUUUCAAAAUUAGGGCACAUUUGAAGGUCCAUCUCCGCAGUCAUACCAAAGAGCAACCGUACGAGUGUACGAUUUGUCAUAAAAAGUUUGGCUACGAAACAUCGCUCAAAACGCACAGGAUGGUGCACUCAGACGAACGUCCGUACAAGUGUGACACGUGCGAGCUUUCGUUUCGGCAGGUUAAUCAUCUGAAGGUGCACAAGUUUCUGCACAGCGGUCAGAAACCGUUCGAGUGUACUGUGUGUCACAAAUCGUUUGCCCUCCGGGGGAACUUGACAAUUCAUAUGCGAAUUCACGAUGGACUAGCUAGUAGUCCUUUUCAGUGUUACCUGUGCGAGGGGAAGAAACUGAACGAUUCGAAUGCGCUGAAACGACACCUGAAGGCACAUCCCAAUGCGAAGGCGGUUAAGAUGGGCACACUGACGGUGAUUAUCGAGCAGGAUGACGAUCCGGCCGACGAGGAAGACCAGCAGGAUAUGGCAAGUCAGUCUGAACCGGUCAGUAAUCAGAGCUGAUGUUGAAGGGAAUGGCUUUGGAGCAUAUUUUGUGGUCCGAAAUCCUUUCACGAAAAUUGAAAACUAGAGGUAGACAUAAAUAAAAUUAUUUUCUAUUCAAGUGUAGAAAGA
This is a messenger RNA of Topomyia yanbarensis, 1809 nucleotides long. RefSeq names its product gastrula zinc finger protein XlCGF57.1-like. The record is from RefSeq and is a predicted model, not a curated record. Gene Ontology annotation, biological process: regulation of transcription by RNA polymerase II. Bases 40 to 1698 code for a protein of 552 amino acids. Gene Ontology annotation, cellular component: nucleus. Lineage: Eukaryota; Metazoa; Arthropoda; Insecta; Diptera; Culicidae. Gene Ontology annotation, molecular function: DNA-binding transcription factor activity; zinc ion binding; RNA polymerase II cis-regulatory region sequence-specific DNA binding. The transcript is spliced from 3 exons.